Molecule: messenger RNA, 2523 nt
Organism: Anopheles aquasalis
Lineage: Eukaryota; Metazoa; Arthropoda; Insecta; Diptera; Culicidae
Gene: Hrs
Product: Hepatocyte growth factor regulated tyrosine kinase substrate
Biological process (GO): endocytic recycling; receptor internalization
Cellular component (GO): early endosome
Molecular function (GO): ubiquitin binding; metal ion binding; phosphatidylinositol binding
Source: RefSeq, a predicted model, not a curated record
CAAAAUCAUCCGUGUUUUGAGUCAUUUCCGAUCAUCUUCAAUUUUGUCCCCUGCUUCCCACAAGGCCCCAAUUUGUGAUUGCUUCUAGUUGCGAAAAAAGAGUGCAGCCAACAUGUUCCGCACAUCCAUUUUCGACAAAAGCCUAGAAAAUGCCACCAGCAACCUUAAUCUGGAACCCGACUGGCAGGCGAUACUGGUCAUUUGUGAUACGAUCCGACAGGGGGACGUAAACGCAAAGUAUGCGGUGCAGGCACUGAAGAAGAAGAUGGCCUCACCUAACCCAAUCACGGCCCUGUACGCCCUGCUGGUGCUGGAGAGUAUGGUGAAGAACUGUGGUUCUCCGGUGCACGACGAGAUCGCCAACAAGGCCAACUGCGAAAUGUUCCAGAAUCUCGUGAACAGCACGAAGCACGAGGAGGUGCGAGCGAAAAUGCUCGAGUUGAUUCAGACCUGGGCUUUCGCGUUCCGUUCCACCAUCAAGUACCGCUCGAUAAGGGAUACGAUGAACAUUCUGAAAACGGAGGGCCACAAGUUCCCGGAGCUGAAGGAGGCCGAUGCCAUGUUCUCAUCCGACAUCGCACCGGACUGGGUGGAUGGAGAGGUGUGCCAUCGCUGCCGUUCGCAGUUUACCUUCACCGUGCGGAAGCACCACUGUCGUAACUGUGGCCAGGUGUUCUGUGCGCUGUGCUCCUCGAAGACGAGCACGCUGCCCAAGUUCGGCAUCGAGAAAGAGGUGCGCGUAUGCGACGGUUGUUUCGCGCAGCUCCAACGUCCAACGGCUACGCUGACGAAAAAGUCGACCGAAGAAGAGGAUCUGCCGGCCGAAUAUCUGACGAGUUCGCUGGCCCAACAAGCGCAAGGACCAGCGCGUAAGACGGACGAAGAGCUACGCGAAGAGGAAGAGCUACAGUUGGCGCUCGCCCUUAGCCAGUCGGAAGCGGAAACAAAGCAAGCGCAAGCUCAAACGCGUCGUGCUCCCACGUUCCACAAGUCACCGUCUCCUGAACCGCAGGUGGCCGCUACGGUUGCGGCACCGAUCAAGCGGAGCCCAUCGCCAGUCGAAGAACCACCGACCGAUCCGGAGUUGGCUCGUUAUUUGAAUCGCAAUUAUUGGGAACAGCGACAGAUGAUGGAAUCACCGGCCUCCCCGUCCGCUCCCAGUCCCAUGCCAAGCCCAAUGCCCUCCUUGCAGCCGAGUCUGUUGCUAAAGGGCGCUCCGGAGGAUAUAGAGAUUGAUGAUUUUUCCAACUCGAUGAAAACGCAGGUAGAGAUCUUUGUCAACCGAAUGAAAUCCAACUCCAGCCGUGGUCGAAGCAUCUCAUGCGACAGUGCCGUUCAGACGCUGUUUAUGAAUCUGACCUCGCUGCAUGCCCGGUUGCUUACGUUCAUCAAGGAUAUGGAUGAUAAGCGGAUGUGGUACGAGCAGCUGCAGGAUAAGUUGACCCAGAUCAAAGACUCCCGGGCGGCACUGGAUGUGCUGCGUCAGGAGCAUCAGGAAAAGUUGCAGCGCAUCGCCGAGGAGCAGGAACGCCAACGGCAGCUGCAGAUGGCCCAGAAGCUGGAGAUAAUGCGCAAGAAGAAGCAAGAGUACCUGCAGUACCAGCGGCAGGUCGCACUACAGCGUAUACAGGAGCAGGAGCGGGAGAUGCAGAUGCGCCAGGAGCAACAAAAGGCUCAGUACCGCAUGGGAACGGCUUUCCCAUUCAUGCCUGCACCAGGCCCUGGACAGCAGGGACCACAGGGCUCACCAGUACACGUGGGCAUGCCUGGACCGUACCCAGGGCCCGCCUAUGGCUAUGCUCCGAUGCCACCAGCCAACGGUACGCUUCCUCACUAUCAUCCACAGCAACAGCCUCAGCAACCACCACAACAGCAACAACAGCAACAGCAGCAGCAACAACCUCCUCCGCAGCAACUGUUCUCACCACAGCACGCCGGUCAGUACGCAAUGCCCGGAGCGACUGCACCGGGGGCUGAGGGAGCACCGAUGCAGGCCGGUCCCGGUAUUAUACCGCCGGGAAUGAAUGUUAUGCAUGGACAGGUACCGCCACCGGGUGCAAUGGGUAUGCCUGGUGCUCCUCCUAUGAUGGGACCACCGCCACAGCAGCCUCCACAACAGCCACCGGCGAUGAUGAGUGGUCCACCGGUCCCAAUCCCGGGUUCCGAGCAACCGGCGGGUCAACAACAGCCGCCUCCGAUGCCACAACAAAUUCCCCAACAUCCGCAGCCUGCUGCUGCAGUUCCAGUCCCUACGCAACAGCCACCGCCUACUGCUCUUCCAUCCGAACCAACACCGGUACCAUCACAACCGCAACCAUCGGCCACUGCACCGGAGCCGGCAACGGCUGAGCUAAUAAGUUUCGAUUAAGUGAACCACUGGCAUCUUGACUGUGCCCCUCCUUUGGCUUGGCCUGUUUAACUAUUUGCUAAUAUACUCCGUUGGUUAAUAACCGCGUGUAUCCUCCUAGCUGUGUCGCUAUGCAUAUUCCCGAAUAAAUGAUUAGAUAUUCUACUCUCUGAAAA